AUGCGCGCCUGGCCGGCGGCGGCCCUGGCGGCGGCUCUGGCCGUCAUCCUCUGGUCCCAACCAAGGGCCGGCGGCAGACGAGACCGCGGGCCGGUCGACCCCGGGGCGGGCGCAGCCGCCGCGGCGCUGCUCGAGGCGACGGGCAUCGACCCCGCGGCUCCGGUCUGGGGCGCGCCCUUCCGCGAGAUGGCCGCGCUGUACGACGGCGCCGACCCGCCGCUCGAGACUUUUGGCGUGUCGGCCAAAUUCUCGAACGGGAAAGCCGCCACCGCGCGGUACUACGUCGCGCUGGAGCUCCCGGGCUCCGGCGGGCACCUGCCGCGCGACGCCCAGCGCCGCGCGGCCGCGCGCACGGCCGCCGCGCUCAAGGCGCCGCCGCUCGUCGACGCCUGGCUCGCCGUGCUCGCCGCGGAGGCGCCGCCGCCCGUCUACGGCUUCGGCGUUGACGCGGACGCCGGCGCCGCGAAGCUCUACGUCCAGAACCGCGACGGCGCGGCCCUGCCCCAGCUACCGGCGGCCGCACAGGCGGCGAUGCCGCCAGUAUUUAGCAACGGCACGCGGGAGCCGCGGCAAGUGCUGUCGCUCGAAUGGCACGUCGGCGAACCGACGACGGCGCUGCGUCGGUACGCCGUCGGGGCCACACCGGACGGCCCGCCGCGGGCGGCGCGCGACAGCUUCCUCGCAGUCGGCGGCGGCCAGCUGGCUGACGCGCUCGAGGCGGCGGCCGACGCGCACGCGGCAUUGGUCUACGACGUGGCCGCGACCGGCUUCUUCCAGGCAGACGGCCCGGCGCCGCCCGCGCGCGCCGAACGCGCCAAGGCCGGUCUCUCGUUCGUUCGGCAGCCAGACAUCGAAGCGCUGACGCCGGUCUUCAAGGCCUUUGACGUCGAUGCGAGCUUGGCGGCGCGCUGGGUGCGAGAUUCGGCGGACAUAGGACACUCGAUCACAAACGUGGAGGUCGGGCGCGGCGCCGUCGCGGUCUACCGCCACCCGACGCGCUUCGACUUCUUCGACGGCGCCGCGCCCGCGCUACACGCGCAACCAGCUGCGCCGCGCGGCGUGGCACCCUACGUGUGGCCGGCGCCACCGGCGGAGCUCAUGAUGCGCUCCGAGACGACGGUCGUCCGCGGCAGCCCGUCGGCUGGUUCCUGCGGUCGACGGGCGGCUUGGAUCACUGGGACGAGUACGAAGCUGGCUGCUGGCUCGGGCUCGAUUACCCCUUGGAUUCGGAGGGACUCUACCCUGCUACUGACCGCUGCCACACCUGCCAAUCGUCGUACCUGUGCUCCACGAACGUGGCCAAGGCCGCUCCGUCGCCCGCGCCGACGACGGCCGCGCCGACGGUGACGGCUGCGCCCACGAUCGACGGUCUCGCGCUCGUGAUCGACGGAUCCAAAGACACGUUUUACUACGACUCGCCUCUCUGGACGAACGACCAGCUCUACAACCGCGCCGGCGAGCUCAAGGCGCGCGCCUUCUUCGAGCCGACGAGCGAAUUCACCGUCGUGAUGGAAUACGGCUCCGAGGAACGCUCGCUCACUAUCGAGCUGGAUCAGGAGAAAAGCCUGCAGGAGCUUUUCUCCGGCGACUAUACCGCCACGGACGCCAGCGUCGACGCGUGGCGCUCCCUUGUUCCGGACGCGGGCUAUGCAAACAACUGCAACCGGCAAGGCUUCAACACCGAAUCAGAUGGCUGCCACGUGGGCAUGUCGCACUGCCGCCUGCGGUUGGGCAUCUGGUUCAACAACGAGGAUGAAUGUCAUUCGUCAGACAGCUUCCUGGGCAUCGGCGCUGCCGAGUUUUCGUCGGGCUCGAAAUGUCACUACAACGGCGAUGGCGGUGGGACCUGCGACACCAAAGCGACCGUCACGCGGAUCUACGCCAGGGCCGCGCCGUCGCCCGCGCCGACUGCGACGCUGAAGCCGUCCUUGUCGCCGGCGCCCACGAUCAAUGCGGUAUGCGCCGCCGGCUACUACAGCUGCGCCAGCUGCUGCGACCAGGACGCGGACUGCUCGUGCGACGGGCACGGCGGUGACGCCUACGAGCACGACUGGCGCACGCCCAAGUGCCCCGAAGGCUAUUACGAGUGCCGCGAUUGCUGCGACCGCGACGCGGACUGCGGCUGCGACGACCAUUGCGAGUGGGGCGCGAACGCGGACUGCUCCCUCGCGUACGACGGCGACGCCAAGCCCGCGGGAUGGUGCCCCGUGGGCUACCACGACUGCGGCCAUCACGACUGCUGCGACUGGAACAGCGACUGUGCGUGCGACGGCGCGUGGCGGACGGGCAACGACGACGAGCACUGCGGCGUCGGGCCGACGGGCCACGAUGGCGCGCUGCCGGACUUCGAGUGCAGCGUGCGCAAAGGCUCGACGUCUGCUGGCAGCGUGUCCCUCUACGAGGACAAGAGCCGCGGCUCGGAAUGCGACGCGCUCGACUCUAGCGGAAAUGUCGUGGACGCGGACUCCGCGGACCACUGCUGCCAGGGUGAGGCUUAUUGUUGCAAUCACGUCCUCCCUCAAGCUUUGUACGUCUGGGGCGACUCUGGUGGCGCGGAUUGCCCUGCGGAUUCUGAUAUCAUCGAUACAUAUGAAGGGUGCCUAGCGGCAGUCGAAUGGUUUGCGCAACAGGGCGUCUCCAUGGCAGCAAGCUCGCUCGAGAAUGUUGCGUGGGGAGGGCCACGCGGUUGCCACGCCCAGUCCGAUGUGACCGGCACCACCGUGCACUUCCAAUUCAACAGUAAUAUCGACGGUGGCACAAGAGCAGACGAUCACACCAUUCUGUGUCAAGUCUCAGGAGCUACCGCAGACGGUACUGGGUCGUGCACGUCCGACUCCGACGAUUGCGGCUACCGGUUCCGCUGUGGCGGCUCUCCCGAACCCGUGGACGGCGCGUGCGACAGCAUUCACGUGCAUUACGGCGUGGCCUGCAGCUCGGCGCACGGAGAGGCGCACGGCUGCCCGAUCGUGAACGUCCCGCGAGAGACGUGGGAUUACGAUCUUUGGAGCUGCGACGACUUGUGCGGGCGAGUCGGCGGGUGGUGCGAGCGCGCGGCGUACAUGAGCAACGAUCACUGCGGGUCGGACGUCCACGAGGAGUACGAGCUCUCGUGCGAUCAGGGCAUUCGUGAUUCGGGUUUGACGUAUCCGUCCCACACUCUGUGCUGGUGCCGGGUCGAGGACACGCCUAUGCCGACGGCCAUGCCGACGUCCGUGCCGACGUCGGCGCCAACGCCCACGUUCCAGCCGACGGUGGCGCCGACGAAAGUCCCGACGCCGGUGCCGACGUCGAUGCCGUCUCGCGAGCCGACGACGGCGACAAAUCGGCCGACGUCGACGCCGACGCACGUGCCGACGUCGCCGACGUCAGCGCCGACGAAAGUCCCGACGUCGACGCCGACGUCGAUGCCGUCUCGCGAGCCGACGACGGCGACAAAUCGGCCGACGUCGACGCCGACGCACGUGCCGACGUCGCCGACGUCAGCGCCGACGAAAGUGCCCACCGCGCAGCCGUCGCUCGAGCCCAAAACCGAAACCCCAACGAGCGUUCCGACGUCGACGCCGACGACGCCGCCGACGCCCGAGCCGACGGCGACGCCAAGCGCGUUUCCGACGCCAAGCGAGCCGUCGCCGUCGCCCACGAUUGAAUAUUUUGCGGCGCCAGGUGACAAUCUGCAGACUGUGCUUGAUUCGGCGCCCGAUGGCAGCGAGAUCGUACUCGCGGACGGGACGUAUACCAGCGGACAGAGCCCAAAUUUUCUAUCCAUCAGCAAAGACAUCACAGUUCGUGCGCUGAACCCAAGGGGCGCGAUCCUUGACGGGCAGAACGGUCGACGCCUCUUCUGCAUCAGCACUAGCGGCACCGUCGUGAUCGAGGGCCUGGACCUAGCUUGCGGUGCGGCGCGGACGGGGCGGGCGAGGACCAGACCGUCACGAUCUAUUGCGGUCCGACGGCCCUGCCGACGGCGGCGCCAACGUCCGUGCCGACGCCAUCGCCGAGCCCCGCGCCGAGCCGCCUGCCGACGACGGCGCCAACGUCCGUGCCGACGUUACCGCCGAGCCCCGCGCCGAGCCGCCUGCCGACGACGGCGCCAACGUCCGUGCCGACGUUACCGCCGAGCCCCGCGCCGAGCCGCGUGCCGACGGUGGCACCAACGUCCUCGCCGACGUCUCCGCCGAGCCCCGCGCCGACAACUGCGGUGCCGUCGCCGGUGCCGUCGCUCGCGCCGACGACCAUAAAUUACCGCCUCGCGGACUUCUCGGCGACGGCGCCCGCGGAGCUGGCCGAGGCGGCCUUUACGGGGACGGCUCUCAAGGUAGAGCACCUGGUCGUCAACCUCACGGUCCCGGCGACCGAGCCCGUUCACGUGUCGCUGAGCGCGUGGGAGCAGGGCGGCGGAGGUUUUCGCGGCAGGCGGAGGAAGGGCGGCGGCGCCCUCCGCUUCUACGCCGAGGACCCAGAUAACCCGGGCUACGCGCUCGUCUCCGACCGCGGAACAGCCUUCGUCACAGAAAGUAUCCCCGCUGGCGACACCAUUCUUACCCUCGCCGCCGGCGCGCUCCGGGACCGCGUCAAUAACGGCCAGAGCGUCGUGCAGACCAUCACGGUCUCCCUCGACUCGGACGAUCCGAUCUACGGCCGCGAGCGAAACUUUGUCGGGUCGUUCGCCGUGACGGUGCUGGACGUCGACGAGUCGCUGAUCGCGGUGAACAAAUUCCUGGCGACGACGGACCCCGUCACCUCCGACGCGGCGGCCCUCACGGCGAAAGCAAAGGAGAACGCCGCGGCCUUCGUCUUCACGGCAGCGCUGACGAGCCGGCCGUUUUCCGCCGUGCACCUUGAGGUCAAGGGCGACGUCGACGCGUUUGCGAGCAUCUCCGUCGACGGCGCCGACGGAGGGAACCGCACGGUCGAGCCUGCCGACUGGGCCUCGGCCGUGACGUACGAGUUCCGCGUCGCCGACGACGCCGUGCUCUCCGGCGACCGCAACUACUCCGUAUGGUUCGUGGCGCGCUCGGACGAUGCUAAUUAUAACAGCGUUCGCUCGGCUACGAUGACGUGCCAGGUGAUAGAGGACGACGUCGCGUUCGCGACGGUCUCGGGCAAGCAAUUGACGGUCGGGGCCGGCGUCAACGGUCCGACGUUCAGCGACGGCUACUGGAUCACGCUCUUCGCGCCGCCGACGGCCAACGUCUUCGUGUCGCUCGCCUGCGCCGACACGAAUGUGUUCUACACGAAGCGGCUCGUGUUCACGCCGGACAGCUGGGAUCGGAAGUAGACGGGACCAUCUCGGACCUGCUGCAGAUCGAGCUCGGCGGCGAAGGCACCACGGUCAAGGUUGACAACCUCGCCGAACCCAUCGUGUUCGACAUCCCGUUCGACUACGACCCGGCGCUCGAGGAUGGCUACGACCCGGGCACGGACACGGGCGUGUGUUCGGAUCAGUCUCAGGUCCUGACCUUCAACUGUGACGUGCCCACGACCUUCGACUGCGGCGGGUCUGAAGACCCGCGCGACGUCACCGUGAAUUGUCCCACCAAGGCGGCUUCGUGCUCGUUCUGGGAUAAUGCGACGAGAAGCUGGUCCUCCGACGGCUGUUCUGUCGUCGCGAACACGGCGUCCGGCGUGACGUGCGCGUGUACGCAUCUGACCGACUUCGCCGCCUCGACGACCGCCCCGGACGCGGACGUCGUCGUGAGCGUCCGAUAUCCCACGCCAUCGCCGACCACACCGUCACCGACGUCGAGCCCCACGACGUCGUCGCCGGGCCCCUCGCCGCGACCGACGCCGCGAUCUAGCCCGGCGCCGACGCCCCUGCCCGGGCACCCCACGGCGGCGCCGGUCUUUGCUCCGACGCAGCGGCCCACACCAACGCCCACGCCGCGACCGACGCGAGCGCCGUCUCCCAUUCCCACGCCGAUGCCGACGACCGAGCCGCCGUCGCCGUCGCCGACGCACCAGCCGACGCCGGCCCCCACGCCGGCGCCGACGCAAGCUCAGACGCUGGUCCAGGUCGCUUCGUCGGUGACGCUCGAGGGCGUCAACCCCGUCCUGUUUAACGCCGACAAGACCGGCAGGCAGGCGGCGUUCGCGCAGUCGAUCAUGGACAGCGCCAACGAUCUCUUCGACGAGAUCAUAGACAUUGAGGCCGCCGGGCGGCGUCGCCUCGACGACGGCGCGGGCGUCGCGAUCUCGUACACGGGCAUCGCCCGCAUCGACGGCACGGAUAACGGCGAACAAGUCUCGGCGGAAUUGCUGGAACAGUCCAUGGACGCCCUGACGUUGGCAAUUAACGACGGGAGUUUCUUGACCACGCUGCAGGCCGCGGAUUCCGCGUUCGCCGCCGUGACCGUGGACGAGACGGCGACGUACGCGGCGAUUGCGGCGGCCACGGUCGUCUUCGUCGUCACCACGCCGGCGCCGACUACGUCGCCGAGCCCGAGGCCCACGUCGGCGCCGUCCCUGCGGCCGACGCCAAAACCGUCCCCGCGGCCGACGGCCACACCUUCGAGCGGGGCACCUGGCGGCGCUGCCGGCGACGACGACGGCGCUGCCGACGACGGCGGUGCCGCCGCCGCCCCCGCCCCCGCCCCCGCCUCUGGCGGCGGGGGCUCCGACUCGGGCGGUGGCACUCUUAUCAUCAUCAUUGUGGUGUUGGUAGUUGUUAUUUUGAUGCUCCUGUCAGGCAUCGGCGGCUACCUCGUGAGCACGCGGCGAGGAAACAAGAUUUCUGCCGUGGCCGUCGCCGUCGCGCCUGUCGAGGACGGUGAGCUGACGACAGACCGCUGGGCGACCGCGCGCCGCGAGGAACGCUGUAUGAUGAAAGCCUCGCCGCGCGUGCUGCCCAUGGUCACGCCUACAGACGCGGCCGCGACGCACUUUCCGCCCUCGGGCGCGCCGCGGAGGCAAGCCCCGGACCUCGAGGACCAAGUCUGA
Molecule: messenger RNA, 6936 nt
Organism: Pelagomonas calceolata
Lineage: Eukaryota; Pelagophyceae; Pelagomonadales; Pelagomonadaceae
Source: the annotation of a GenBank genome assembly